Molecule: messenger RNA, 1499 nt
Organism: Musa acuminata AAA Group (dessert banana)
Lineage: Eukaryota; Viridiplantae; Streptophyta; Magnoliopsida; Zingiberales; Musaceae
Product: probable long-chain-alcohol O-fatty-acyltransferase 5
Exons: 1
Coding region: 227-1246 (339 amino acids)
Biological process (GO): lipid metabolic process
Source: RefSeq, a predicted model, not a curated record
AAUGCAUUUACACAUGGCGGCUAAUUUUGUACUUGACCUUAAUAUUUCUAUUUGGAUCGAAGUAUGCGUUAAGACAUGUAGCACAUAUAACAGGCCAACAAUAUUAGUGUCUUGGGAGCAGGGGGCGAUUUAACAGUCUUCAUCGUCUGCCCUACCCAAACUCCGCUCUCGUUCCCCGUCUCUGUCUCGAGGACCCGCGCGCCCACGCCCAGAGAAGGAUCGAAAGAUGGAGCAGCACUCGGAGCUCGUGGUGUUGGCGAAGUUGACCCUGUGGGUGGCCAUGUCCAUGACCUACGUCCGCUUCGCCGCCUGCCGCGUUAAGCCCGGCGUGCCCCGACUCCUCUCCCUCCUCCCCGUGGUCUGCCUUCUUCCUUUCCUCCCCUUCCACUUCUCCUCCCUUCACCUCCGCGGAAUCUCCGCCUUCUUCCUUGCCUGGCUGGCCCUCUUCAAGCUCCUCCUCCUCUGCGUUGACGCCGGCCCUCUUUCCGCACCCCUCCCGUUCCUCCCAUUCCUCGCUUCCGCCGCCCUCCCUGUCAAGCUGAUCGAUCCCCUCCAUCACCACAAACGAAAGAGUCCGUCCAUCUCCCCCCUCCUCCCCGCCGCCGCCAAGGCCGCCCUCCUUUCCGCCGUCAUCCCCUUCUAUCGGUUGAAGGACGUGAUGCACCCCUACUUGCUGCUGAGUGUAUACUGCAUCCACAUGUACCUCGCCCUAGAACUCGUCCUUGCCUGCGCCGCCGGCGCCGCGGCUCUCUUCCUUCCCCGGGGCCUUGCGAUCGAGCCGCAGUUCGACGCUCCCUACCGCGCUGCCUCGCUCCAGGACUUCUGGGGCCGCCGCUGGAACCUCAUGGUCUCCGCCAUCCUCCGGCCCUCCAUCUACCUACCAGUCCGCGCCCGUUUCGGCCGCGCCGCCGGCAUCCUCGCGACCUUCCUUGUGUCCGGCCUCAUGCACGAGGUCAUGUUCUGGUACAUCACCCUCGCGCCGCCCACCGGGGAGGCGACAGCCUUCUUCGUGCUCCACGGGGCGUGCCUGGUGGCGGAGGGGGCCGCGCGGCAGGCCGGGUGGUGGCGGCCCCCGGCGGCGAUGGCGACGCUGCUGACGCUAGGGUUCGUCGUCGCGACGGGGUUCUGGCUCUUCUACCCGCCGAUCCUGAGGAGCCGGGCGGACGAGGUGGUGCUGGCGGAGUGCGCGGCGGCAAUGGCUUUCUUGGAGGACGCCGGUAGGGCGGUGAUCGCUUGGGUCCGUUGACCGCAUCGGAGGAUGGGGUUCACAUGGGGAAGUCGACGCAGCGCAGAGAACAACGGGUAAAUAAAGAAUUACUUCUUCUUCUUCUGACGCUGGCGCGAGCGGCGACGGCUUUAUUUAUUCUGCCCUCAUUCUACUGCGACGAUUUGUAUUAUUUAGCGUUGAUGUGAGCUACCGUUGGGAAAGUAAUUUUAAUUUGUUAUGCAUCAAUUCGAAGGUGUCAGCUUUAGAUUUGAAUACAACCUUAUUUCCCUCA